This is a messenger RNA of Linum trigynum, 3748 nucleotides long. Lineage: Eukaryota; Viridiplantae; Streptophyta; Magnoliopsida; Malpighiales; Linaceae. The record is from the annotation of a GenBank genome assembly.
GUCGGAAGGCGUUUAACCUUUGAGCCUGUCGGAAGGCGUUUCUCCCCUGAGCCUGUCGGAAGGCGUUUUCUCCUCUGAGCCUGCAGGAAGGCGUUUCUCCCCUGAGCCUUUCGGAAGGCGUUUAAGCUUUGAGCCUGUCGGAAAGCGUUUCUCCCCUGAGCCUGUCGGAAGGCGUUUCUCCCCUGAGCCUGUCGGAAGGCGUUUAAGCUUUGAGUCUAUAGGGAGGCGUUUAAGCCUUGAGCCUGUGUGCCAAUGACCCGCCUAUGAAAAGCGGGAUCGGGCUGUACCUCCAUACCGAUGACCCGCCUGUGAAAAGCGGGAUCGGGGUUUACCUCCGUACCGAUGACCCGCCUGUGAAAAGCGGUAUAAAGGUUUACCUCCGUGCCGAUGAUCCGCCUGUGAAAAGCGGGAUCGGGCUUUACCUUCGUGCCGAUUCGAGAUCGGGCUUUCGUUUCCCGAAGGAAGCAUUCCCGCAAUGGGAGCAUCACCCGGAGGCGGAAAAUUCCCGUGAUGGGAGCAUCGCCCGUCGGCGGGACAUUCUCGCAAUGAGAGCAUCGCCCGUCGGCGGGACUUUCUCGCGAUGAGAGCAUCGCCCAGAGGCGGGACUUCCCGCGAUGGGAGCAUCGCCCGGAGGCGGGAUCAUUCCCUCGAUGGGAGCAUCGCCGCGAGGCGGGACAUCCUCAUGCUAGUAAUUGAGUAUAUCGACUGGACAGAGAUGGGAGACGUUUGCGGGCCCAGGCGAUGUGACCCAGGGCGGCCCAAGUCUUGAAAUUUGAGGCGGGCCAAACAGAGUUGGGCCGCGCUGUGGACUUGAAGGCGGAUCGGGUUGGAGGAGGCAUCUUGCGUUGUAGGGUCCGAUGCGGUUGGUCACGGAAUGCGGGUUGUAUUGUGAUGGAAGUUGCUCUCAUUUGUAUGCAUGGGCUUGACGGAGGGAUAGGCCCAAUUCACAAAUGGAGGGCGUGAAACCUUAAUUAGGCAGAACGGGCUCCCCUUUCUCCUCUUUUCUUCUUUUGCUGGCGCUAACUGGCUCAAUUUUGACGCGGCCGUCUUCUUUUAAGCGUUUCCUCGGAAAUUAUGCCCUUUUUUCUUCUGACAGAGGGAGGAAAUGAGAUUGAGGCUGGUCUACUUUUGCAGAGCCGAAUACUGUAGCUGACAUCUACAGUGGAACAUGCUUGGGGAAGGGUGAGAUGGUGACGUGACGGGUUCUCUUUCUUUUUCCUUUUCUUUCUUUUGCCAAAGCUUUUGCGUCGGGAAUAAUUCGGCCAUCAAUUCUCUUUUCGUCAGGUUACUUGCAGCCGUCGCUUUAAGGUCGACGAAGAGAGGAGUGAUGUUGGCGUUGAUGAAACAAGCAGUCGGUGGUGACGAGUGGUUCGGUCUGGCUGGCUGAGAUCAGUGGUAGGCGCCAGUGGUGAUGAACAUGUAGGAGACGGGCGGUGGCGAUGACAAUUUGCCUUGCUAUAUUUCUUUGUAGCUGGAGAGUGCAGUGAACUCUCAUAUUUGGAAUCUUUUUCCUUUGUCCCAGGGAAUAUCUUCUAUUGGUGAGUGUUCAUCGGUCCGGAUGGGGGAAGGUUGUUGAUUUUUUCCUCUAUUCUUGGCCCGUAUCACUUUUGCUUGCGAUGAUGGAGAAAGAAUUGAUCUCCUCCCUCUGCUUGAAAUCAAACGAAAGAAUCCAAGAUCAUGGCCCCACGGUGGGCGCCAAAUUUUUUCACCCCGGAAAGUACCGAGGGCUUAACAUGAUAAUAAGUGGGGGCUCCGAUCUGGAUUUCCUCGUUCGAUCUCUUCGAGAGGCGAGGAACCUGUGAGGCGGGGGGCGGCCCCUGGACUCUACGCUCCGACACCCAAGUUAGUACGAUAUAUGAAGCGGUUUAUGGUAUGUAGAGAGAGAGUUUAGAGAGAGACCUUGGGGUAUGAGUGUCGGCCAGGAAAGAGAGGAUCCUUUGGUUGGGAGGCAUGAGUCUCCUUUUAUAGGAGUCUUGGGCUUCCUUUCGUGGGCUUGGGCCCGAUAAGAUGUGUGGGAUGAUGGGCUUGGGCCCGUUAAUGACGUAGUUGUUUGUCGUAUUAGGCGGAUUAAUACCACACCCAACAAUUAUGAUUCCCAACAGUUGGCCCUUAAAGUUUUCCUACUCGUACAAGAUGGUUCAUUAGUACGUUAUGACCUGAAAACACAUGAAAUGCUCCUAAAAGUGCAUAAAAAUAGAAGAACAAUCUUUGAUCUACUAAAACAGACGUUGUGAUUAUUAAGAGAAUACAUACUAUUAUGACUACAAUGAGAAAACCAUUUUUUUUUUUGACAACAACAAUGAGAAAACCAUGAUAAAGGGGUUUGAGCUUUGUUUGUUGGGUUGAAUACCGGUUUCGACGGAUGACCGGUGGGGUGUUGUGCCUCAGGCCACCAUUUGCUCCCUAUUAUCGCCACUGAAUUCACUAAAAUAAAAUAGGGUUAAUACCUUUUUAUUUUGGCCCGCACUAUAGACAAACUUUCUACUUUGGUCCGUGGUAUCGGAAAUUUCUAUUCUGGCCUGAACUAUGUAGCAUACUUCCUUAUUUGGCCCGGAGGCGGGUUUGACCGUCAAAUUAGACGGUCAACCGAGUUGACCGUUAGUCCAGAUCCAACUCACUUGCCACGUCAGCUAGCAGGGAAUAAAAAAAAUUAUUUUUUAAUUACUGUAUUUUUACUUUCUAAUAAUAAAAAUAAUAAACAAAAAAAUUCAUUUCUUACGUUCUUAUUCGUUUGUUUAUUAUUUUAUUAUCACAUUUGUAACACCCCGAACCUUUUCCCGACAAAAUACUGUCCGCUUUUGGCCUCGACCCUCACGGAUUUCGACUUGGGUACAAUUUAAGGUGACUUCCCAUAAGGUCACCCAUCCUUGUUGUACUCCACACUGAGCACAUUUAACUUCUAAGUUCUCAUAAGAACUCCAUUACACCCCAAAACACGUCUUGUCAGUUAAGACCAGUUUCCUACUUUCCUACUUAUGAACCAUGAAUCCCUCUCGUGCUUUGUCGAUGUGGAAUUUGACUAAAGUGUUACAACAUAACAAAAAAAAUUUAUCAUAAAACUAACAAACAAAAUAAUAAACAAAAGAAAAUGCAAGAAUCCUUUAUCUUCUCCGACUCUCUCCUCACGGAUCUGCCUUCCUUCUGCUUCCCAUCGCCACUUUCCAUUUCCAUUUCCAACCAACCAUUUAGCAGACAAUGCUUCUGCUUCCCAUGACCACCUUCCCUUCAUAACUCUUACAAUUGAUAUCUCCAAAUGCUUUUGUCAUCCAAAUCAAUUUACACGAUUCAGCAACCCAAAUCCCUAACCCACCAAAAACGCAUUCAAACGUAGGAGAUGAGCGACACCGAAAUCGAUUCAGUACCCAUACAUGACUAUUGUGGCGACGACCAAUCUCGCCGAUAAUGAUAAACAUCAGCUUUGCGGCGCGCGUGUGGAGACUUUGACGAGUUCAUCCUCGUCCUCCUUUGGCUCAAAAUCGGCCGCCUCUGUGGUCGCUCUCUCCCUCCCAAUAAUCAACAAUAGUAGGGGGUUUCAAUCGAGGUAAGGUUUUAUGAGGGUUGGGGUUUCUAGAGAGAUGAAUCUCGCCGUAAUGAGCGGCGGCGAAGGUUUAGAGGGGCAGAGUGAGGGGAGAGAGAGUGAGCAAGGGGAAAGAUGAUAGGGUUUCGGAGAAGAUGGAUUUGGAAGGGUGCCGGAAUUUUUUUCCCCAUCAAGGUGAGAGGAGGGAGAGUAUAAACUGAAUUUUUUUAA